Impatiens glandulifera is the source of this 649-nucleotide messenger RNA. RefSeq names its product receptor-like protein 30. The transcript has 2 exons. The record is from RefSeq and is a predicted model, not a curated record. Lineage: Eukaryota; Viridiplantae; Streptophyta; Magnoliopsida; Ericales; Balsaminaceae. The coding region runs from base 23 to 601 and encodes 192 amino acids.
GCUAGUUUGAUUGAAGAAAAAGAUGGUGAUCAAGUGUAAACGUUCAUGUGGGUUUUGGAUGGUAAUGAUAAUAAUAAUAAUAAUUAGUCAUGAAUAUUUGAUAAUAUUGGCGGAUGAUCUUGAUCUUGAUGGUGGUGGUGGUUGCAUUGAGGAGGAAAGAAAAUCUCUCCUGGAAUUCAAAGCUGCUUGGCUGCAGGCUGCAGGAGGAUUGAACUCCUUCUUAACUUCCUGGGUAGAUGAUGAUGAUCAUCAUGACUGCUGUGAUGGCAGCUGGGAAGGGGUUACUUGUGAUUCCGUCACUGGCCACAUCUUACAACUCCAAUUGGAUGGCAUUCUCUCCCAAGAAUCAGAUUUAAACUCUACUGGGAAGAGUAUGGAAGCAAUUGGAACAGGGAUUCAGAAGUUGUCGACUCUAAAGCAAUUGGAGGAUCUCAGUAUUGGCAAUAAUCAACUCCAUGCCAAUGUUUUGUCAUCUUUGAGUACACUUAAAUCUCUCAAGAUGAUUGAUCUAUCUAGAAAUCAUUUAUUCAAUGAUGCUUUUUCAUCUCAAGGUAACUUAAAUAGUCUUCUCAUUUGUACUUAUUUUUUUAAAAGAUGUUGAUUAUUUGAAUCUCCAAUCUAGGUUAGAACCAUUGUGCUUUAAAAUUAA